Molecule: messenger RNA, 1932 nt
Organism: Pipistrellus kuhlii (Kuhl's pipistrelle)
Lineage: Eukaryota; Metazoa; Chordata; Mammalia; Chiroptera; Vespertilionidae
Gene: KCNK13
Product: potassium two pore domain channel subfamily K member 13
Exons: 2
Coding region: 663-1862 (399 amino acids)
Biological process (GO): stabilization of membrane potential; potassium ion transmembrane transport
Cellular component (GO): membrane
Molecular function (GO): potassium ion leak channel activity
Source: RefSeq, a predicted model, not a curated record
GCCCGUAGGUGCGCCCGCCCGGAGCUGCUCCAGCCUCCACGUCCCGGGCCCGCCGGGGACCCGAUGGAGCUGGGGCUCCGGAGCUGAGCGACGCCACGACCGGGACGCAUCCCCGAUCCACCUGCAAAGCCAGCCGGCCCCCUGCGACCCCGCGUCCCAGCCGUUGGCUGGAGAAACGAGGGUCCCAGAGACGGGGUCCGCGGGGCUCCGCCCACCCCACCCUCCACCCCCGCCAGCCUCCCCGCACCGCCCCCCACCCUCGCCCCGGGGAACAUGCAGCUCCGAGGGAGUUUGCCCUGAGGCCGCGCCACGCCCCCUCCCCAGUCUGAGCCUCCGCGGCGGCGGCGGCGUCGGGGCGGGAACGCACCGCAUCCCGGUGCCCGGCAGCAGCGGGCUCUGCGUCCUCCCGCUCGGACCGUCGGCGUUUAGAGAACCCACCGGCGGCGGCGGCGAAAAGCGGAUUUGAAACCAGGAGUCUGGGCGGACGUGGGGAGCUGGCUCCGCAGCCCCGGCCGCGGCGGCGGCGGCCGCCCCGGGAGCCGCGGGCCCGGGGGGAGCGCCCCGCGGACAUGGCUGAGCCGGCCGUCGGGCGGCGGGGAGCGAGCUGAGCGCCCGCCCGGCGGGUCAGCCCGGGGCCCGGCGGGGUCGUCCGGGGCCCGGCCAUGGCCUGCCGGGGCUGCGGCUGCGGCCCGGGCCACCUGAGCGAGGACAACGCGCGCUUCCUGCUGCUGGCCGCGCUCAUCGCGCUCUACCUGCUGGGCGGCGCGGCCGUGUUCUCGGCGCUGGAGCUGGCGCACGAGCGCCAGGCCAAGCAGCGCUGGGAGGAGCGCCUGGCCGACUUCGGCCGCCGCCACAACCUGAGCCGCGGCGAGCUGCGCGGCUUCCUCCGCCACUACGAGGAGGCGGCCGAGGCGGGCGUGCGCGUGGACCACACCCGCCCGCGCUGGGACUUCACCGGCGCCUUCUACUUCGUGGGCACCGUGGUGUCCACCAUCGGGUUCGGGAUGACGACCCCCGCGACCGUCGGAGGAAAGAUCUUCCUCAUCUUCUACGGCCUCCUCGGCUGCGCGAGCACCAUCCUGUUCUUCAACCUCUUCCUGGAGCGGCUCAUCACCGUCAUCGCCCACGUCAUGAAGUGCUGCCACCAGCAGCAGCGGCUCCGGCGGGAGGGCGCCCCGCCGAGGGGGAGCCCCAAGAGCCAGGGCUGCGGCGGGGCGGGCUGGAAGCCCUCCGUGUACUACGUGAUGCUCAUCCUGUGCCUGGCCUCCCUGCUCGUCUCCGGCUGCGCCUCGGCCAUGUACACCUGCAUCGAGGGCUGGAGCUACUUCGACUCCCUGUACUUCUGCUUCGUGGCCUUCAGCACCAUCGGCUUCGGGGACCUGGUCAGCAGCCAGCACGCCGUGUACGAGAGCCAGGGCCUCUACCGCGUGGCCAACUUCGCCUUCAUCCUCGUGGGCGUCUGCUGCAUCUACUCGCUCUUCAACGUCAUCUCCAUCCUCAUCAAGCAGUCGGUGAACUGGAUCCUGCGGAAGCUGGACGGCGGGUGCUGCGGGCGGUGCCGGGGCGGCCUCCCACGGGCCCGCAGGAACGCGGUCACCCCGGGCCACGUCCGCUCCUCGGGCGGCGGGGGCACGGAGGGCGAGGCGGGCGGGCGGCGGCCCUCGGAGGAGGUGGUCUCCAUGAAGGACUUCCUGGCCGCCAACAAGGUGUCGCUGGCCGUCCUGCAGAAGCAGCUGUCCGAGACGGCCAACGGCUGCUGCCCCCAGGCGGGCAUGCAGCCCCGGGACAGCGAGUUCUCCGGGGGCGUGGGGGCCUUCGCCAUCAUGAACAACAGGCUGGCGGAGACCAGCGGGGACAGGUAGGGCCAAGGAGGCCGAGGGGAGGGCGGCGGGGGGAGGAGCGUCACGGAGCUGGCUCUGCCCGGGGCUGGGC